Molecule: messenger RNA, 4079 nt
Organism: Cyprinodon tularosa
Lineage: Eukaryota; Metazoa; Chordata; Actinopteri; Cyprinodontiformes; Cyprinodontidae
Product: protein mono-ADP-ribosyltransferase PARP6
Exons: 23
Coding region: 431-2359 (642 amino acids)
Biological process (GO): endoplasmic reticulum unfolded protein response
Cellular component (GO): intracellular anatomical structure; endoplasmic reticulum tubular network; membrane
Molecular function (GO): NAD+ poly-ADP-ribosyltransferase activity; protein serine/threonine kinase activator activity; kinase binding
Source: RefSeq, a predicted model, not a curated record
GCUAGAUAAACACUCAGACUCACACGCGCGCACCAGCUGGCGCGCUUGCAGGCGCGCACAACACGCAUCUGUAAACAGACAGCAGCGAUCGUUAUAUUUCCGCUGCGGUAUAUUUUAAUGUUUUUUUUUUUUUAUCUGUCAUUUUAGUGGAAAAGCCAGCUUCUGACAGAGGAAUAGAAGGAGAGAGAGAGAGAGGAGCAGGUGUGCCCUUUAAGAGGGAAGGAGCAGCUGAAGCAAGGGCAGCAUCCCUUUCUACAUCCUCUGUGGAGGGUUGUGUCAUUCAGAGAAGUGAGAGAAAGGACAGGCGGUCAGACAAAGCCCUGCUUUUUCUUUUCCAUUCCUACUUCUUUCAUCAGGAGAUAGGCUGCAAUGGUCGGCAGCAAUCAGUAUCCCAAACCUGUCUGAGAGAGCCCUAUGAACUGCCGAUCCAAUGGACAUCAAAGGCCAGUGUUGGACAGACGAGGAGUCAGAUGGGGAGAACGAAUCUGAACAGUUCCUAUAUGGAAUCCAGUGCUGCUUGUUGCAGGGGAGCUGUGCUGCUGAUCUGUACCGCCAUCCUCAACUAGAUGCAGAUAUUGAGGCUGUGAAAGACAUCUACACUGACAGUGCAAUCUCAGUCAGGGAGUAUGGAACUAUUGAUGACGUGGACAUCGAUCUUCAUAUUAACAUCAGCUUCUUAGAUGAGGAGGUUGCAACAGCCUGGAAAGUUAUCAGAACAGAGCCCAUUAUUUUGAGACUGCGUUUUUCUCUUUCUCAGUACCUUGAUGGACCAGAGCCGUCAGUAGAAGUGUUUCAGCCUUCAAAUAAAGAAGGCUUCAGCCUUGGCCUGCAACUUAAAAAGAUCCUGAGCACAUUCACCUCACAGCAGUGGAAGCACCUCAGCAAUGAGUUCCUCAAGGCCCAGCAGGAAAAGAGGCAUAGCUGGUUCAAAGCUGGAGGGACCAUCAAGAAGUUCCGUGCUGGGCUCAGCAUUUUCUCUCCAAUUCCCAAAUCCCCAAGUUUUCCUCUGAUACAAGACACGGUUCUGAAAGGGAAGCUGAGUGUGCCUGAGCUGAGAGUGACCCGCCUGAUGAACCGCUCUAUCUCCUGUACAAUGAAGAACCCUAAAGGGGAGCUCUUUAGCUAUCCACCAAACAGCCAGACUGUAGCUGUCCCGGCGGCCAGGGCCCCAGCGCAGAUUACCACGAGGCAGCUGAUUGAAUUGUUUUUUUCAUCCCAGGCGGGCGGCCACUGCAAGAACAUCCCUACGCUGGAGUAUGGCUUCUUAGUGCAGAUAAUGAAGUACUCAGAGCAGAGGAUUCCCACACUAAAUGAAUACUGCGUGGUCUGUGACGAACAACAUGUUUUUCAGAAUGGGUCAAUGCUGAAGCCUGCUGUUUGUACCAGGGAACUGUGUGUAUUCUCCUUUUACACUCUGGGUGUGAUGUCUGGAGCUGCCGAAGAAGUGGCCACAGGAGCAGAGGUCGUGGAUUUACUUGUGGCUAUGUGUCGAGCUGCACUUGAGUCCCCACGUAAGAGCAUCAUUUUUGAGCCCUACCCAUCAGUUGUUGAUCCAAAUGACCCCAAGACCCUUGCAUUCAACCCAAAGAAGAAAAAUUAUGAAAGACUGCAGAAAGCACUGGACAGCGUCAUGUCCAUUCGGGAAAUGACCCAGGGUUCUUAUCUAGAGAUCAAGAAACAGAUGGACAAACUGGACCCUUUGGCCCAUCCUCUGUUGCAGUGGAUCAUUUCCAGUAAUAGGUCUCAUAUUGUCAAGCUGCCUCUCAGCAGGCAACUCAAAUUCAUGCACACCUCCCACCAGUUCCUGCUGCUCAGCAGCCCCCCAGCCAAGGAGGCUCGCUUUCGCACUGCCAAGAAGCUCUAUGGUAGCACCUUUGCCUUCCAUGGAUCCCAUAUAGAGAAUUGGCACUCUGUCCUUAGAAAUGGACUGGUCAACGCUUCUUAUACCAAGCUGCAGCUGCAUGGAGCAGCGUAUGGAAAGGGCAUCUAUCUGAGCCCCAUCUCCAGCAUAUCUUUUGGAUACUCAGGAAUGGGGAAAGGACAACAUCGCAUGCCCACUAAAGAUGAGUUGGUACAGCGUUACAACCGUAUGAACACCAUCCCACAGAGUCGUCCAAUACAAUCAAGGUUUCUGCAAAGUCGAAACUUGAACUGCAUUGCACUUUGUGAAGUGAUCACAUCUAAAGAUCUGCAAAAACACGGCAACAUAUGGGUGUGCCCGGUCUCUGACCAUGUCUGUACCCGCUUCUUUUUUGUGUACGAGGAUGGCCAAGUAGGAGACGCUAACAUCAACACUCAGGAGCCUAAGGUGCAAAAGGAGAUCAUGCGUGUGAUUGGGACCCAGAUCUACUCAAGCUAAUGGAGGUUCAGCAGCAGAUCUAUCCCUGUCUUAGCUGGGGGCAGGCAGACCGACAGGCAAUUGAAGCUAAUGCUUCGAUGAGCUGUCCUAAGACCGGAUUCUGAGGAAUGAAAAGCUCCUGAAAACAUUACUAACGUCAUGGCUUUACCCAUGAUUUUCUCCUUUUUUCUCCUGUUUUCUAUCUUCCCUGCAUUGUUACGAAUUUCCCGUUCACCAGACCCUCAAUUAGUUUGCACCUGGUUUACCCCCCUUUGUGCAUUGGUCUACACUAAUGCAGACAAAUUUGUAGAACUGCUGAGGUUAGACUGCUGUGGCUGCGGGUUUGCUUUCACUGAUUCUUUGGACUCGUUAUUUCAGUUUUUAUUCCUCUUUGUGAAUAUGUAGUCAAACAAAUAUUCAUUCCAAUUAACCUUUUAUAUUACAAUUACAAGAGGGAAUCCCUCACACAAAGAUGUUCUGUUUUUUAGAGUGUUUGGGACAAAAAAUGUUGUCAAUUUAUUCAGAACUUUUUGUUUGAAGGUAUGAACUGAGGCUGUUAUUUUAUGGAGGGGUUAGCAUCACUAUGGAGGGUUCUAUAUGGUAUAAUCUUACUUCCAGACUGAAAAUUCAAGUUGCUUGUUAAUGUAAUAGCAAGACAAAAAGGAAAUUGGCCAGGAAAAGCCAAUUACAACAUCCAUAUUAUUGUGACUCACCUGUUGUGAUGACAGAUUUUUUUUUUUUGCUUUAUUUAUUUAUUUGUUUGCUUUAUUUAUUUAUUUAAAGGGACUGAACCCAUAAAAUAUAACAUAUGCUUGUUCUCUGAUAACAAUGAUGGCUUUAAAUUCGAUAGAUAAGCAACAAAUAUUAAUAUCACCCCAAUAUAUGAAUCAUCUGAUUCUUAUUGAACAUAAAACAAAAGGGAUCAACAUGUUUUGGUGAUGUGUUUAUUGAAUCAAAAUGAUGGAAACUCUUUGCUUUGUUAUAUUGUAUGAAAAUGUUUAAAUUUCCUGUUUUUUCCUGUCAAUUAAUAAUCAGAACCAUUUACACAUGAGGCCUUUAUGGGUAAGAAAUAGUUAAAAAAAAAACGCUAGAUUUGUCUGCGGACCACAAAAAGUGUUAAGGGGAAAUACAUUAUACAACAAUACUUUUAAUGAUUAUUUUAGCCUAAUUUUUUAUAUUAUAAUAGUCUAGAGCAUAAAAUUUGUUGUCUAGCUUUAUUUUUUAUUUAUUUGAGUUUAAGGGUCUAUAAGUACUCACAGAAAAAGUAUUAUAAGAGAGAAUUAUGAUGGUUGAUGAGUUAGGAUAAAACUGGAGCUGUCAGAUCCAUAACAAUGACACAAACAUGCACAGUUGAGACCCCAUAUUUGCAUACACUGUUAAAAAAACAUGUCUGAAACCAAAAGACUGUUUUUUUUUUAAUGAACAACAUGCCUAUACAAAAAUAGGAGAAUAUUUCAUAUUUUUUUUUACCUCAGAAUUAACACAUUUCCUUACAGACUUAAUUUUUAAACUAAAUGAGAUUUGCUUAACAUUUUAGCUUUCCUCCCAGAAUUGUCUCACAGUAAUCUGACACAUUUUUGCCCUAUUAACAUGAAAUGGUUUGCUUAAAUGUUUGGGUCAUUGUCAAUUUUUUAGCCCCUUUCGUGUUCAAACUUUUAUCUUGUGAUGUUGCUUCAGUAUUUAUUUAUUUUUUUUCCAGUGUGCAUUUAAAACUCUCCAAUUUGUCUUUUUUUUAAUGUCU